AUGGCUUCUUCUUUACCUCACCCAAAGAUUGUUAAGAAACACACCAAGAAGUUCAAGAGACAUCAUUCUGAUCGUUACCAUAGAGUUGCUGAAAACUGGAGAAAGCAAAAGGGUAUCGACUCUGUUGUCAGAAGAAGAUUCAGAGGUAACAUCUCUGAACCAAAGAUUGGUUACGGUUCCAACAAGAAGACCAAGUUCAUGUCUCCAUCCGGUCACAAGGUCUUUUUAGUUGCCAACGUCAAGGACUUAGAAACUUUGACCAUGCACACUAAAUCUUACGCUGCCGAAAUUGCUCACAACGUUUCUGCUAAGAAUAGAAUUGUUAUCUUGUCUAAGGCCAAGACUUUAGGUAUCAAAGUCACUAACGCCAAGGGUCGUUUAGCUUUGGAAGCUUAA
Messenger RNA from Henningerozyma blattae CBS 6284, 396 nucleotides. RefSeq names its product 60S ribosomal protein eL32 (gene RPL32). The record is from RefSeq and is a predicted model, not a curated record. Gene Ontology annotation, biological process: translation. Gene Ontology annotation, molecular function: structural constituent of ribosome. The coding region runs from base 1 to 396 and encodes 131 amino acids. Lineage: Eukaryota; Fungi; Ascomycota; Saccharomycetes; Saccharomycetales; Saccharomycetaceae. Gene Ontology annotation, cellular component: ribosome; cytosolic large ribosomal subunit. The transcript has a single exon.